ACCCACGCCUGGUCGAGUCAAUGGGGCGAAGACGGGGGGGGUUCAGUCCUGUCUGCUUCUACCGCUUCGCCCCGCCCCCCGUCUCCCGGGGCAACAGCCUGUGCUCAGAGGCGGUGACAGGGCAGCGAGCUGAACGGACCAGAAACACAGCAAUUCUUAAAAUCAGCGCGUCGGAAAACACGGCUUAAAACACUCACAAGACCCCUGCAGUUAUAAAACGGCCACCGCUGUAAACUCGAAGGGGGUAAUAAUCGCUAAAGUUGGGUGAAACGGGCAGAUUUUCCCACAUGUGUGAGCAGAGCUCCAGUCUGUUUACGCUACGUUGCCGCCGUCACGUUCAGGGAAGCGUUUAGACGUGGCGGUGUCGCCUCUGCGGACUCUCUCACCGCUGUUACUUAUCAGGCCUGUGGCUUUUAUACAAGAUAACAAGUCAAGUCCGCAGACAGGAGCCGAGGAGGACGAUAAAGCCACGCAGUUCAGAGCCGUUUAAAACGUUAAAGCUGUCCAGCAUGACGGAUACGACAGCACACAGAAACGAGCCUGCUGGUGCCGCCGCCGUUCACCAAGGCGUCAAGGAUUAUUAUGGGAAAAUACUCAGCCAGACCUCUGAUCUGAAGAGUAAUGCCUGUGUGCCUUCUGCUAAGCCCAUCCCCACCUACAUCAGAAAAGCUCUGGCUGAAGUUCACCCUGAUGUCACAGCAAGGUACUAUGGCUGUGGGCUGGUGGUGCCUGAGUGUCUGGAAGGCUGCAGAUUGCUGGAUCUUGGCUGUGGCAGUGGCCGCGACUGCUACAUGCUCAGUCAGUUAGUGGGGGAAAACGGACACAUCACAGGAGUUGAUAUGACAGAAAAUCAGCUUGAGGUCGCGCGGAAGUUCAUCGAUUAUCACAUGCAGAAGUUUGGGUUUAAGAAGCCGAAUGUGAACUUUGUUCAGGGGUACAUCGAGGCCUUGAGGGAAGCUGGAUUGGAGGAGAAGUCGUAUGAUGUAGUAAUAUCUAACUGCGUGUUGAACCUUUCACCAGACAAGGCCAGCGUUUUGCAAGAGGCCUACCAUGUACUGAAGGAUGGGGGUGAACUGUAUUUCAGUGAUAUUUACAGCAAUGCCAGAAUUUCCGAAUCUCUCAGGGCCAACAAAGUAUUGUGGGGGGAGUGCCUGAGUGGGGCUCUGUGGUGGGAGGACUUUUUGCGACUGGCUGCAGAGGUUGGAUUCAGCGUGCCCCGAUUGGUCACUGCCAGCAUAGUUUCUGUAGGCAAUGAAGAACUACAGAGGCUUCUGGGUGACUACAAGUUUGUCUCUGCUACAUAUCGGCUCUUUAAGUUACCCAAGAACUGGGAGAAGAAGCGCUGCCUUGUCAUGUAUGAUGGAAACAUUACAGGUUCAGAAGAAAAAUUGGAGUUUGAUGCUCAGUAUACGUUUAAGGUGAAUGAGGUGAUGGAGGUUGAUGGAGAUGUGGCCAGCAUCCUGAAGAACUCAAGGUUUUCUGAAGAGUUCACAUUCCACUCUCAGGCAUCAACAGCAUGCUGUGCCAAACCCAAGGUCAUGCCUGUGAAUCCUUUCGAACUGGUUGAGCAGUUGGGAAGUAGUGAUGUGCUGUCAUCCACUGGAGGGUGCUGUGGUCCCCAGGAGUCAUGCUGCAUGUAAAAGUAGAAAGAAAAUGUCAUGUAAAGUGCCCAUAUCCUACUUUUUUUUUUUUUUUAAUUGUGGUUUUCCCUUCUGGUCCACUUAUAGGCCAAAUCAGAAUGUUUGUCAAUGUAGUGGAUGCCUACAAGUCUGGGCGGAUAACUUGCAUCCAGGCAUCCAGUCAGCAUGGAACGAGCUCAGUUUAUGGCAUAAUUUACAAUAAAUGCAAAACUAACCGACAAAUUGUUGGCAAUAAUUGUAAAAUCUUGUUGUGGGUACCAAAUUUACCCAAGUAUGUAGUGCUUUUACUUAAAUUUUCCAGAUGUUUCAUAUUUGGGUUAUUGUUGUUUUUGAAUUUGCAGCAGGAAAACAACCUUAAAGUUUUUUUUUUUUUUUUUUUACAUUACUAAAACACUGCUUCUAACUUUAGAAUGAAUGGGUGGGGCUACACUCCUUUAGGCUGAAUAGAUGGAUAUAUGGUAAAUGAUGUUUCACAUGACAUCACAGAAACAGUGAAUUUAAAACGAGCAGUUUUUGCAGCACAGUUUUCACGUAUGGACCGUAUGGACUGAGUAGUGAAUGCUGCACUUUGAAAUUUUAACAGUGUUUACAUAUUUACAGACUUAAAUGCCUUGUUUUUCAAAAAUGCAAGGAAAAAAAAGGUUUUCCAUUACAUGGGCCCUUUACCAUAAAGAGGUUUUAUUAAUGUUUGUAUUUUGACUGACAGUUUUGUUACCUCACAAGAAAUUAUAAUCAUGGCAUAUACAUAUCCUAAUGUUUUGAGUAGUUUAGUAAUGUAAUACUUGAUAUAAUUACCUAUCCUGUAGUUACCAGAACACUUAAAUGAAACAUUAAUUUUUACAUGCAGAAAAGUUCGUAAAGCACGGUCUUAACUUUUAAGCAGCACUUUUUGACAGUAAAUAAAGUGUGAAGGUCUACAAUGUGCUACUGUUAUAAGCCAAAUUCAUUCAUAUCAGAGAGAAAUAAAUGCUUAAUUUUAAUCAAUGAUAAAUGUAAUAUGCGUGUAAUUUUCCUUCUCCGUUGUAUUGCAUUUCAUCAUCUGUUUUUGUUUACAGAGAACAGAUGAAUAUCAAGGAGAGAAUGAAGGGACGAAUGAUGUAAAAUGCCUUUCCUCUGCUGUGGUAGAAGUCCUAAUUAUGAUGUUUGUGAUGUAGGCUGGUUUUAGGUCUUCUUUAAAUGGAGUUUUAAGGGCCCAUGCUAUGGAAAAUGCAAAUUUCUUCACUAUUUUGACAUAGUUGUAGUAUGAAAACACUGUCAAAGUCUCAAACCAUAUUGAGUCUCCAGUCCACAUUUAGAAAAUUCAUAACAAAACAUCUUUUGGAUUCACUGUUUCUGUGAUGUCACAAAAACCAACAUUUUUACACAUAACCACCUAUUCGGUCUACAGUAGUUAGCCUAGCCCAAAUAAGCAGUGUCUCAGCCUUGAUAGCUUUUUAAAUGAGGCACAAUACAGGCCAGCCAGUCCGAAUAGAGAUAUUUUACAUGUAUCUGUCUUAAAGACACAGUAAUGUAAAUAGAAAAUUGAAUUCCAAGACAUAGAGAGGGUGGUCAUGUAAAAAUCAAUUAUGGCCAUUCUUGGUACAUAAAACCACACAUCUUACAAGAGGACCCAGAGGAAAACAUAUAAUAAAAGAAAGAUAUAGUCUAUGGGACCUUUUUAAAGGCCUUUUUUAGCAGGUACAUGCAGAAUAAAAGGGAGUUUAGUAGUAAAACAAUGAUAAAACGCCUUUUACAGUACUAGUAUAUUAUUUGUACGGUGGCUACCGAAAUGUAAUCAACAUGUAAGCGACUUUGUACCUUCUAACGCACUCGUCAGAUCUGAGCAUCUGUCCUAGUGCCAACUCUCAGUAGAAGAGUUUAGCAAUCCUAAAUACUAUCCAGUUGGCAAUCAGAAGUGUCCUUUGGCUUUAGCCAGCCACUACUCCCACUCUAGUGUUAUUUACUGCCGUUGUGAAAACUGACCGUCUAAUUGUAGGGACAUAUAAUCAUGCGCAUAAUAAUGAUUACCGUGAUAUCAGUGUGAAUGUUCAACCACUGUAGUGUUUUAAGAAUUUCAUGUGCAGUAUAGUAGUGUAUUACUGAUCCUAAUGUGAGGAUUUGUGGCCUCUACUCAAGGCAAAACCUAUUAUUUCAGGUUGAAUGAGCAAGUGAACUUCCACUCAACUCGGCUAAUAUAAAAUGUCAUCAGGCUUUCACGCAGAUGCUUGUGGGUUAUUCCUGGAAACAUUCUCAUCAUUUUUGCCAGUUAAAAAAAAAUGAAAUGCAAGGUCUGUUUUCUUUAAAGACCUGGAUAGAAAAACCAGAAAUACUCACUUAAUACUCACUUAACAAUGUACGGAAGCCUUGACAUUAACAAUGUACAAAUGUUUUUGUAAAUUAAAAACAAAUCCUUAACAACCUUC
Messenger RNA from Pygocentrus nattereri (red-bellied piranha), 4042 nucleotides. It is a transcript of the gene as3mt, whose product is annotated as arsenite methyltransferase. The record is from RefSeq and is a predicted model, not a curated record. Gene Ontology annotation, biological process: arsonoacetate metabolic process; toxin metabolic process. Gene Ontology annotation, molecular function: arsenite methyltransferase activity. Gene Ontology annotation, cellular component: cytosol. Bases 510 to 1640 code for a protein of 376 amino acids. Lineage: Eukaryota; Metazoa; Chordata; Actinopteri; Characiformes; Serrasalmidae. The transcript has 11 exons.